GUCAAGUGAAAACUAUUGACACUGACAACUUAAACCCAAAAAUAAUUUAUUUAUUUAAAAUUGCGUUGAAUUUUUAUUGUUCAUGUCUUAAAAAAAGGAAGAAUAGUUCGACCAUAUUAUCCAAAACUAAUCAAAAUGUUAUUGAAUUCAGUUAAAAGAAUCACCACCAAUUUUAAAAGGACUCCAAUUUUAAGUUUGGUGAGGCACAAGGGUGCUUACGAAGGGGAUGAAAAGACAACAGUUCGAAUUAUUAACCAAGAGUUGGAACUAGGCCUUAUGGUUGAUUCCUAUGCAACGUAUGGCUUCAGAUUGAACAAUGGAGUCACAGUGCUGGGCCCUAUGGCUUUAUUUCCUAGGACAGUAUUGUCAUGGCAGGUGCGUGGAUCAUAUGAAAUCACAGAGGAGUCACUGCGACUCUUUAAAAUCCUGGAGCCCAAAAUAGAUUUACUGAUAGUGGGUUUGGAGACAAAUGAACGUAAGGCCAUAGACACGGCGUUCCGUGCAGCGCGCGCCAACAAACUAAAUGUGGAACUGCUGACUACCGAGCAUGCUUGCUCUACUUUCAACUUCCUUAAUGCUGAGGGCAGGUCUGUAGCUGGUGCACUCAUCCCACCGCUGAGUGUGACUGUAAACGAGGAUGACAUGCUGCAGACACAGUUACAUUACAGGAAUCUGUACCAACAGGACUUAUAGACAUUUAGGAACAUCUACACUUGGAACAGGACAUGUAGAAAUGAACUAACGGAACAUCAAGCAUAGUACCAAUGGGAAAUUUGUACCAAAUAAUUGUACUCUUAGGUAAUUUUCUUUAGUUAUGUGUCUUUUCAUCAUCAUCAUCAUCAGCUCACUAUACGUCCCCACCAAGGGGUUCGGAGCCUACCCUAAGUUAAGGGUGA
Papilio xuthus (Asian swallowtail) is the source of this 896-nucleotide messenger RNA. RefSeq names its product NADH dehydrogenase [ubiquinone] 1 alpha subcomplex assembly factor 3. Gene Ontology annotation, cellular component: mitochondrial inner membrane. The transcript has 6 exons. Gene Ontology annotation, biological process: mitochondrial respiratory chain complex I assembly. Bases 136 to 693 code for a protein of 185 amino acids. The record is from RefSeq and is a predicted model, not a curated record. Lineage: Eukaryota; Metazoa; Arthropoda; Insecta; Lepidoptera; Papilionidae.